GAGAAAACGGUUUAGUUGCAGACAGGCAAUGCAUUGUGGAUGUGCUUUCGCUUCACCAGCAGUGUCUCCACGUCUGCCAUUUGAAAUCAAUGUCUCAGUUUCAAAGCUUCGAGCUUUACCAGCUCAAUCACCUAAAACCCAGAUUCAGAUAAACCCUUCCGAUGAUCUCUUUAUCGAAGGUUCAGAUAAAUCUCCGGCGAGUAGGGUUUCGUUACCGUCUCAUGUGAAUUCCAUCACCAGCACCUCAAACCCUUUUGUCAAACACUGCUUGAAGCUCCGCCAAAGCUCCUCUUAUCGCCACGCACAUGGCUCUGUUCUCGUCGUCGGAGCUAUCCCAAUCAGUGAAGUAUGUAUGUUCCAAACGAAAAAGCAAGGAAUCACCACUGAGAUUGACUGUCUACUUCUUCACGAAGAAGCUCAGAUUCCAAAAGGAUUGAAGCGUCUAAGUAUACGCAUUGUUCGAGUAAGUUCUUCAGUGAUGAAGAAACUCUCUGGAGUCCAGUCUACUGAAUCUGUUGAAGCCAUUGCCUUGAUGAGAAUCCCUACCAGCUUCAUCGAUCUUAAAGAUGAUGAAGACAUCAUCACAACAGAUUGCAGCAAAUGGUUCCCUUCUGCUCACAGAGUUCUUGUUCUGGACAGGAUACAGGACCCGGGGAACCUUGGAACAUUAAUCAGAUCAGCUAUGGCUUUUAACUGGGAUGGUGCAUUUCUGCUUCCGGGUUGUUGCGAUCCGUUUAACGACAAAGCUCUUCGAGCAAGCCGAGGAGCUUCUUUUCAGCUCCCCAUAGUUUCCGGCGACUGGAACCACCUCAAGCUUCUAGAGCAUGGGUUCCAGAUGAAGCUAUUAGCUGGUCAUCCAGCAACUUCUACUCAGAAACCGAAACCCGUCUCCAAACUUUCCCUGGAGUUUGCUCAAUCUUUAGCGGAGAAGCCCUUAUGCUUGAUCUUAGGCAGCGAAGGGCACGGUUUGUCUGAGGAGUCACGACAAGUAUGCGAGCUUGUGAGCAUUCCCAUGGCGGGUGAAUUUGAAUCUCUUAACGUCUCUGUUGCUGGUGGCAUUUUCUUAUUCACGCUUCAACCUUGUUCCGGUUUUUAAUCUUAUAUAAUGCUUAUAAACAAUCAUAUCAGAAUCCAAAUAAAUUCCAUAUAUAAUAUUUCAA
Molecule: messenger RNA, 1160 nt
Organism: Thlaspi arvense
Lineage: Eukaryota; Viridiplantae; Streptophyta; Magnoliopsida; Brassicales; Brassicaceae
Source: the annotation of a GenBank genome assembly